UUCGCGUUUGACAGGCCUCGCGAGCGUGACGUCAUCUGGCGGCGCCGCUGAACAGAUUGCACAUUGGUUGCAGCAGAGGUGCAGGAAGCGCUACUGGAGGGGACAUGCUGAGGACAGUGAGCCGGGUUGGGGGCGCCCUGCUACGGGGCUCCCAAGUAAAUGGUCCUAAAGCCUGGAACUUAGAGGCGCGCCGUUGUGCAUCCUCAGGACUUCCCAUGAACACGGCCAUCUUGUUUGUUCCCCAGCAGGAGGCCUGGGUGGUGGAGCGUAUGGGCAGGUUCCACCGCAUCCUGGAGCCGGGUCUGAACCUUCUCAUUCCAUUUCUGGAUCGCAUUCGAUACGUGCAGAGCCUGAAGGAGAUUGUGAUCAACGUUCCUGAGCAGUCCGCUGUGAGCCUGGACAAUGUCUCCUUACAGAUAGAUGGAGUGCUCUACCUGCGUGUCAUGGACCCCUAUAAGGCCAGUUACGGUGUGGAAGAUCCAGAAUACGCAGUCACCCAGUUGGCGCAGACCACCAUGCGUUCUGAACUUGGCAAACUGACAUUAGACAAGGUCUUCAGGGAGAGAGAAUCCCUGAACUCCAACAUUGUGUGCGCCAUAAACCAGGCUUCUGAUUACUGGGGGAUCAAGUGUCUGCGGUAUGAAAUUAAAGACAUCCAUGUACCACCCAAAGUCCGAGAUGCCAUGCAGAUGCAGGUGGAGGCCGAGCGGCGGAAGAGGGCUAUGGUGCUGGAAUCUGAAGGGACCAGAGAAUCUGCUAUCAAUGUGGCUGAGGGGCAAAAACAGUCCCAGAUCUUGGCGUCCGAGGCAGAGCGAGCAGAAAAGAUCAACUAUGCUGCAGGUGAAGCAAAUGCAAUCCUAGCCAAGGCUAAAGCCCGGGGCGAGGCGAUCCGUCUGGUGGCAGAUGCUCUCACCCAGCAGCACGGCGAUGCUGCGGCGUCCCUCUCCAUAGCUGAACAGUACGUGACCGCCUUCUCUAAUCUGGCUAAAGACUCUAACACCAUACUACUCCCAGCAAACACCGGAGACGUCACCAGCAUGGUGACCCAGGCCAUGGGAAUUUACAGCACACUAAGCAAAAACCUACAGCAAAACAGUCCCUCAGUAGAGUCGGCAGAGGACGUCAAACUGACAGGGGCGGUGAAGCAGAGGUCCUGAUGGAUGGUCCUGCCAUGCCGCACACCUAUGUCACCGCCCAAUAUUAGGAGAUUUUGUAUUUUAAGUAUGAUAUGUCACAUAAUAUAUGAUUUCAGACAAA
Messenger RNA from Bufo gargarizans (Asiatic toad), 1257 nucleotides. RefSeq names its product stomatin like 2 (gene STOML2). Lineage: Eukaryota; Metazoa; Chordata; Amphibia; Anura; Bufonidae. The record is from RefSeq and is a predicted model, not a curated record. The transcript is spliced from 10 exons. Gene Ontology annotation, cellular component: membrane. Bases 105 to 1157 code for a protein of 350 amino acids.